GCAUCGCUGAUUCAAUCAACAUCUACAAAGUGGUCGUGGUCCGCACUCCGCACCAUCCGAAGUGGGAGCAAAGCAACCGACUAAAGGAAAAAGUAAGCAAAAAGAAAAAAAGAAAAAAAAUAAAAGGGCUCCCAGCUUCUCUGCUUUAAAUUCCAGCAGCAGUGUUGCAAUCCUCCUACACCGACAAAAAUGCCGACCAUUCCCACCGCUCGCGACCUCUUCCUCAUCCUACUCCAUACUCUUCUCAUAGCCUUCUCGUCCUCCGGCGCGUCCGCCACAGGCCCGAUCAAAACAGUGGUUGUUCUCGUCAUGGAGAACCGCUCCUUCGACCACAUGCUCGGCUGGAUGAAGCGCCUGAGUCCGGAGAUCAACGGCGUCACCGGUUCCGAGUCCAACCCCAUCUCAACCACUGAUCCGAGCUCGCCGCGUGUUUUCUUCAAGGACGAGGCGCACUAUGUCGACCCCGACCCUGGCCACUCGUUCCAGGCUAUCAGGGAACAGAUCUUCGGCUCCAAUGAAACCUCCGCAUCGCCGGCACCGAUGAAUGGGUUCGUCCAGCAAGCGACAUCCAUGUCGCCCAACAUGACGGAUAGCGUCAUGAAUGGCUUCCAGCCCGAGAAGGUAGCGGUUUACCAGGCGCUCGUCCAGGAGUUCGCGGUGUUCGACCGCUGGUUUGCGUCGGUGCCGGCGUCCACUCAACCGAACAGGCUCUAUGUCCACUCCGCAACCUCACACGGCGCAACCAGUAACAUUGCCAGCAUGCUUGCAAAAGGAUACCCACAAAGGACAAUCUUUGAGAACAUUGAUGACGCUGGACUCUCUUUUAGGAUAUAUUAUCAGAAUAUUCCCGCAACUCUCUUCUAUCGUAAUCUUCGAAAGCUUAAAUACUUGACAAAGUUUCAUCCUUAUGAUCUUGAUUUCAAGUCUCAUGCUCAAAAGGGUUCUCUACCCAACUAUGCUGUUGUUGAACAACGCUACAUGGAUUCCAAGAUCAGCCCUGCCAAUGAUGAUCACCCCUCUCAUGAUGUUUACCAAGGUCAAAUGUUUGUCAAGGAGGUCUAUGAGACUCUACGUUCCAGCCCACAGUGGAAUGAAACUCUUCUUAUAAUCACCUAUGAUGAGCAUGGUGGGUUCUUUGACCAUGUCCCAACCCCCACUAAAGGCAUCCCUAGCCCUGAUGGAAUUGUUGGCCCUGAUCCCUUCUUUUUCACUUUUGACCGUUUGGGAGUUAGGGUCCCGACCAUCAUGGUGUCUCCAUGGAUUGAAAAGGGCACUGUUAUUCAUGGUCCCAAUGGUGUGCCAACUGCAACUUCUGAGUUUGAACACUCAUCUAUUACGGCCACUGUGAAGAAGUUGUUUGAUCUCCCUUCACCAUACCUGACAAAGAGGGAUGCAUGGGCUGGCACAUUUGAAGGCAUUGUGCAAACGAGAACUACACCUAGAACAGACUGCCCAAUGCAACUCCCAAACCCAGUCAAAAUUAGGGAUGGUGAUGCAAAUGAGGAGGCCAGUCUUAGUGAGUUUCAACAGGAGCUCAUGCAACUUGCAUCCGUCUUAAACGGGGAUCAUAUUUUGACCAACUUUCAGGAGAAGGUUGUGAAGCAAAUGAGCGUCCGUGAAGGAAUUGCGUAUAUGGAGAAUGCAGUCAAGAGAUUUUUUGAAGCUGGAUUAUCUGCAAUGAGAAUAGGUGUUGACGAAGAACAAAUUGUGAAGAUGAGGCCCUCACUCACCACUAGGUCUUCUCCAUCUGCCCAUCCUUGACACCAUGCUACAAUCACCGAAAGAAAUAUGAUAUAAUGCAUAAGGUUUGUAGAUGUUAUGAUGGCUUUCUGUAUAUCGCUAUGCAGUGGUGAUAAUGCAUAUAUGGUUAAUAUUUGAUUUA
Molecule: messenger RNA, 1882 nt
Organism: Dioscorea cayenensis subsp. rotundata (Guinea yam)
Lineage: Eukaryota; Viridiplantae; Streptophyta; Magnoliopsida; Dioscoreales; Dioscoreaceae
Product: non-specific phospholipase C2-like
Exons: 4
Coding region: 190-1761 (523 amino acids)
Biological process (GO): phospholipid catabolic process
Molecular function (GO): hydrolase activity, acting on ester bonds
Source: RefSeq, a predicted model, not a curated record